Molecule: messenger RNA, 12246 nt
Organism: Closterium sp. NIES-65
Lineage: Eukaryota; Viridiplantae; Streptophyta; Zygnematophyceae; Desmidiales; Closteriaceae
Source: the annotation of a GenBank genome assembly
AUGGCUCAGACCACGCACGAAACCCUAGAUGGACUUUUAGGGACAGCAGCAGAGCGGAUAUCCUUUCACAGCAGCUUAUUACCUGACCCCACGGCGGCAGAAAACUCUCCAGCGGCAGCAGUGGUUCACGAGCUGGUCUUCAAAGCGAAAUCAAUCACACCAUCAGAUCAAUUACUCGCCGAUAACGACAUUUCCAGGCGAACAGGGUUACCACUGGUCAGUCAUGCGCUGAUGGACUGCGGGAAUUUUCUCUACCCUCCGUUCAAGAAGGCUCGAGCCACCAGGGAACCCAAGUUUCGCAAGCCCAACGUGAGCCGACUACAAGGCCUGGCCGAACCUCCGUGCUGCACAGGCUCGGAACCGAACCUGUCGUUGAGCCUGUCCUUGCAAGACCGCAAUACCGAGCGUGAAUCGCCACCCGCCCCGCUGUCUGUGACCACGCCUCGCGCUGAUAAGCACAAUGGCUUAUCAGGGGAGAGUCAGCCCGCCCGUCCCAGCACGCCCAUUCCCCCCGCUACUCCGUCCUUCUCGCUUCUGGAAGGCCCUCUGUCGUUUUCUCCGAUCACGCCGGAGGGGGAACUCUCGCUUGACGAUUCCGCGACUGCCGCCCGCCUUCGAGCCGUCUCAGCCGCUCGGGCAGCCGUAGAAGCACGCGCAUUCGCCGUCAGAAAAGCGCGAGCGGCUUUACGGGCAGCUGCGAAGGCGAAGGAGGCGGUAGCGGCGGUGAUUCACGCGGAGAAGCACGAACGGGCAGCAGGAGAGGAAGCGAGCCAUAGCUGCCCAGUCAACGGUGUAAAUGGGUAUCUGGGGGCUGAUGCUGUGGGGACGGGCGAUUUAGUGGCGGGAGGGGAGCUGGACGGUACAGACGUGUCCAGGAACGGUGCAGUGCGGUUUUCUUCGAGGUGGCGGCAGGCCUUGUCGGAGCUAGAGGCGCGCUGUGAAUGGCUUCUAACGCGUACAGGAGCAGCAGCUGCUGAUAGCGAGACAGGCGGGAGAGCCGUGACGGCAGGUGCAAAGCCCGAGGAGUGCGAGCAAGGGGAAGAGCGGGGAGUUGGUGAGACUGCUACGGGUUUCAGGGGGAGAGGCGAGAGUGGGGGGAGUGGUGGCUCUGAGAUUCCGCUCGGGCUCAAUCCGUCUGCAGGAAAGAGCGGGGGCUUUGAGAUUCCGCAGGGCGCUCAUAACACGCUGGACCUCCACCUGAGUAGACCUGACGUCGCUGAUUCUGCCCUAGCGCUGGCAGUCAAGGAAGAGGAGACGACCCGUGGGGAGAAGGAAAGGGGGUUGGCUUCACGAGAACGGUGCUUGGCGUGGGGUGAUGAGACGGCAGAGGGGAAUGAGGCGGGGGUGCAAAGCGGCGAGGUACGGCGGUGUGUGUCCGUGGACCUGGUGAUGGGCCUGGGCCGCUCGUCUCAGGGGCAAGACGGCAGUGACGGGUGUUACGUGGGUGGUGCUGAUGGGAGAGAGGGAGCCGGGCAGGCUGCAAGAGAGAAAGGAAGGGUAGAGAGACGGAAGGGGCGGCGGGAAGCGGAGGAAGAGGAAGAGGAGCAGGAGGAGGAGGAGGAGCAGGAAGAGGAGGAGGGAGCGGUUGAGAUGGAGGAGCUGCAUCUGCCGCCUGUUUCACGGGAGAGUGAAGAGUACAAGCAGCCACGACCGCCGCCGCUGCCAUUUGGUGCAGCGCACUGCAAGCUCGGUGACGCCGAGCACCGCAAGCCGGAUGAGGGUGAACGUGAACAUGGCAAGCAGUGGCAUUCCAAGGCUGGGAGUGGCAGCAGCCAGGGGCGCAGCCGCGGAUUCAGCCCGCGUGACCGCCCAGAUGGGCUGGCAGGCGCGGCGGUGGCUGUUGAGUCGACUCAAGCUUCAGAUGCGAGGGUUUCAAUCAAGGCAGGUUGCGAGAGGCGAGGGCAGCACGGGUGUGGCGACUUGGGGGAGCAGCGCGAGGGUUACGCGUCAGCAGUAGCGUGCAGUGGGGACGAGACGCGACAGCUGAUGCCCCGCCACGGGGGCUUCUGCAAUGCUGCCGCUAACAGCGGUUUUCCGUCCGCAGAUGGCAAUGCUGCUUCAGCAGGUGGCAAUUCUGUGUCAGCAGGUGGCAAUGCUGUGUCAGCUAAUACCGCAGAUGUAUCGAGCAUUCAUGCAGGAGCCAGCGUCCCCGCGACGGCUUGCAACCACCAUGCCACUGCGUGCUGUUCUGACCCGGGUGUGGUUGGGGACGGUGAUGAGGAGAAGAGCGUGCGAGAAGUGAGGCAGGAGGGCGGUCAGGCGUGUGGCGAGGGGUCGGCAGCAACGGGUGGGGAGAGGGAUGCUGAGAAGUGCGCAGGACGGAAUGGUGGUGGUGGUGGUGGUGCUGUCAUUGUCACUGAUGCUGGUGAUGCAGGUGGUGGGAGGAAGGCACAGGCGACCGAGUUUUGUGGGGAUGAGGGUGGACAGGGCGUUGGAGGGCACAACAUCGGGAUCGUGGGCGUGGGGCGACGCACAGGGGCAGUGGCCUGUGCAUCAGCGGGUGCGGCCGGAGGUGUGGGCGGAGGGACUGUAGUAGGAGAGGAGAAGGAGAUUGGUGGAGCCAAGGAGGGGACAGAAUCUGCAAGACGGGGGAGUGCGGGGGAGGCGAAGGGGAGAGGAGAGGCUGCGGGGAAAGCAGAGGUAUGGGGGAAGGUGGCAGUAAGGAGAGAUGGGGCGGCGAAGGUAGGAGAGGGCAGCGAUAAGGAUGGGAAGGCUGCUGGAAAUGUGGAUAGGGCCCAAGUUAAGGAGGACCGUGAGGUUGAAGGUGACGUCAGCCCUAAGAAAGAUCUCUGUCCCAAGUUGGCUGUUGCUGAGACUGAGGCAGGCAGAGGGGCGGCAAAACAGGAGAAUGGGGAGAAGGCUGGAGCGGGCCGCGGGCAGACGAACGGGCAGAUGGACGGGCAGGCUGGCGGGCGGGUAGAUGGGCAGGCGAUUAGGGUUUCGGAUGUGACCCCGGGGGAUGGUGGGACGGGAGGUGGUGGGAGUGGGGGGUUAGUAUUGAAUGGUCGGGGCGCGGAAGAGGGCCGUGUGCGGAAGCGAGGGGGUGGGGGGGGAGGAGGGUCAGGGGGAGGUGGCGCAGGGGGAUGGGGGGGUGGCGGAAGCUGUGGAGGGGGUAAGGCGGGUAGUAAUGGGAGGGGAGGGGCAGCAGGCGGAGGGGGUGGGGGUGGGAAUGGGGCGGGGGGCGGUGCAGGGGGGGGCACUGGUGGUGCCGGGGAUGGCGGAAGAGAGGGCGGCGGAGGGGGAGGGGGAGGGAGUGGAGGGAGGGCGGGGGAUGUUGCUAGUGAGGAGGAAGAGGAGGAGGACAGAGGGCGGAAGGGAGGGAGGAAGGCGGGCAACGGCAAGAGGUGUGAGAGGAGAGGCAGCACCAGAGAGACUAGUGGGAAUGGGAGGAAUGGGAAUGUUGGCAGCAGCAGCAGCGAUGAUAGCUUGAGUAACCGUGAGGAGGACGAGGGGGAGGAAGAUGAGGAGGAGGAGGAGGAUGAUGGAGAAAUGGACGGUUCAGAUGAUGAGAGCAGCCCCAGGCGCAGCAGCAUCGCCAGCAGUCGCGACGGCAGCAGCAAUGGCAGCAGCGGGAGCAGCGACAGGGAAGGGGAGGAGGAGGAAGAGGAGGGAGAGGAUGAGGAGGAAGACGAGGAGGAAGAGGAAGAGGAGGAAGAUGAGGAGGAGGAGGAGAAGGAAGGUGUGGAGCAGAAGGCGCAGAGGAAGCAGCGAAGGAGCUUGAGCGGGGCUCGAAGUGCGCAGGGUGGCAGGCGAGGCUCGUGGGGGCGGUGGGACGAGAACGGCGGGAAGGGCAGCCGCGACAAAGGCAGCGGAGGUUCGGCCCCUAGCGGCAGGGGGGAAAGGGAGAGGGAGAGGGAGAGAGAAAGGGAGAAGGAGACGGAGCGGGAGGGGAGUCCGGACGUGGGGGGUGGGGGGGCGUGGGCGAGUGAGGCGGGUCAGGAGGGUGGCGGAGCCAAAGCAGGUUUGCGAGUGAACCACCACAGGGGCAGCGGCCGGGCGUCAGAGGGGGCGAUUUUGGGCGGAGACACGUCUCCCGUCAUUCCCGUACCUUCGAAAGAAGCUCGGCAGCCGCGUUCGCAGCUGGUUUGUCACCCGAGGCGGUUCCCGAAGCUGGCUUUAGCGGGGAUAGUGGAAGGCGAGGGUGGUGAGGAGGGUAAGGAGGGGAAGGGCGAGGGGAAGGUGAAGGAAAGCGGAUGGGAGAAGGUGAAGGGGUUGGUGAGGGAGAAGGAAGGGGAGAAGCGAGAUAAGAGGCGGAAUGGGUUGGGGGAGGAGUAUGGAGGGGAGAGGAUCAAAAGGGCUUGGGAGAAAGAGAAAGAGGGGGUGAGGAUGAGUGAGGUCGAGGGUUUUAUACAGAAGCAGAGGGACAAGGGUGGCGGGAUGGAGAAGCAGAAGAAGCGGGAGAAGGAGAAAUCAAGAGAACGAAGCGUUGCAGAGGAGUGGGGAGUGGUGGCUGACAGAAUGAGUGAGUGGGGGGCGGGGAAAAGCAAGGGGAAGGCAGAACCGGUGGGGAGCGGCGAGUGGGAGAAGGAGCGGGAGAGAGGCGCCAAGGCUGGGUUUGCGGAGAGGGAGGCAGAGAGCAGAGCGAAGCUUAAAGAAGGGAAGGAUGCGAGUGGGGGCAUGGCGUGGGGAAGGGCAAGCGAGAGAGGGAGGGAUCACUUGGGAGACUUGGGGAGGAGUAAGGGAAGAGAAGGCGGCAAGGAGGGAGGGUUGGGGGACGAGAGGGAGAAAGGUCGGGCGGUUUCGGAGAGGCCAGAGGGUGAUGAGCGAUACGAAGCGGUUGAGAGAGUCAAGGACAAAGAGAACAUCCGAGGACGACUCAAGGAUGUGGGGGAUAUUGAGAGGGCGGAGAAGAGCAAGCAGGAGGAGCGGAAGAGUGAGAAGGGAAGGGGCAAGGGGCGGGAUAACCACGUGUUAGUAAGGAGCGGAGAGGGUGGAGAGGCAUGGAUGGUCGAGCCGAAGAGAAAAGACAAGUCUGAGGGCUUUGUGGGUGGGAAGCAGCAGCGGGACGGGGUAGGGCCACAUUCGCUAGUGUCACACUCGUUAGUGCCUUCGUUACUGGCUCGUGCUACUGUAGCUCCGCAGGUGGAGGGGAAGCGAUGGCGGAAGAAGGGUAUUGUGGCGGGCCGGGCGCGGAGUGCUGUAGAGCAGGACACUAUAGAGGAUGUGCUCUUAGAGGAUCUUAGGGAUCGUGACACUAAGGAGGGGAUCAGGAAGGAGAAUUCUGCGAAAGGUGCUGAAGGAAAGGAGAAAGGGAAGGUGAAGGGUAAGGGAGAGAAGGAGAAGGAGGAGAGGGAAAGAGAGAGGGAGAGGGAGAGGGAUGCGGAGAGGGGUGUGGUCAAGGGUGUUGGGGAGACUGAUGUGCCUCUCAGCGUGCCUCCCAGUGGUAAUGGUGGCUUGACGGCAAGCUGUAAGCGCAAGCGCAGUGCGGAGAGAAGUUUCUCGGAUGGUUCUGCUGCGGUGCGUGCGGUAUCCUGUCACGCUGGUGGUAACCAUGUGCCGGCUAGUAACGUUGCUCACCCUGGUAACCACAGGCACGGUGGUAACAACGUUCAUGCUGCUGGUAACCACAUGCACGCAGGUAUUCCCGCUCAGGCUAGUAACCAUCCACACGCCUGUAACCACACUGACGCCGCUGGGGCAGAUUUCGCAGUACCAGGAGCAGCAGCAGCAGGUGGGGGUUCGAUGGGAGGAGCAGCAGUGGCAGGAGGGGUGACGGGAGGAGGAGAGCCAAUGGGGGGCGUGGAGCGGAUGGGAAGAGCACCAGUCGUACCCAGGGCGAGAAGCGCAGACGCGUUUACAGCACAGAGGAACGCGGACAGAACAGCAGGGCAUAGGAGCGCGGAUGAAAGUGGGGGCCGCAGGAGUGGGGACGGAUUUGGGGGACCUAUGUCGCCGCCUAGGGUCAGAGUGAAGAAAGCAGAGAGUGGCAGUGGUGGGGGCGAGAGGGAGGCGUUUCGUGCGUGCACGAGUCCCACAGGGCGAGGUGUGGCGCCCAGCAGCACUGCGUCAUCGUGGGGCGAAGGUGAGGCUGCGUGGGUGCUUGAUGCGUGGCUGGUGCUCGGUGCUUGGCUCUGCAAUGGUCCCCCUUCCCUCCCAUCCGCCUGUUCCUGCUGCCCUGCCCCCGUGCCCACAUCCCCCCGUGCCCACAUCCCCCCGUGCCCACAUCCCCCCGUGCCCACAUCCCCCCGUGCCCACAUCCCCCCGUGCCCACAUCCCCCCGUGCCCACAUCCCCCCGUGCCCACAUCCCCCCGUGCCCACAUCCCCCCGUGCCCACAUGCCCCCGUGCCCACAUCCCCCCGUGCCCACAUCCCCCCGUGCCCACAUCCCCUCCCGCUGCUGCUUCUCUCCCCGUGUGCCAACUGCCGACUGCUGCCCCUCUUUCCCCUCCAGGACAUGCGACCAUUAACCACGACGCUCACCACUCUCUUGCCACUGCUCCGCGGCCUUCCGCCCACUGCUCUGUUCCUCUGCCUGCGGAUCCUUCCCCGCAUGCCACUGCUGCGGAAGCAGCAGCCCUGGCUCUAGACAUGUUUGCCGCUGCCGCUGCUGCUGCGGAGGCGGGUGGGCAGGCAAGCAAGGAGGAGGAGGACGAGGGAGGAGGAGAGGGAAGUGACAGCGGUGGUAGCAGCAGCAGCCGCAGCGGCAGCAGGAGACACAGGAAGAAGCAGCGUUGGGGGAAAGAAGGGAGGAGGGAUGGGAGAGAGACGGGUGGGCCUGUGGUGGAAUCUACACCGUUGGAUCGGCUCGCGUUACUUUCAGAUGCACAGCCACGUGUCCAUGAGGAUUCGCUAGGGCGGCAGAGAGCAGCGUGGGUGGAGGCCAGAGAGGAGGGGCGGAGUGGCGCUGGGGAUGGCACGGGCACGGCACUGGUUCAGCUAAGUGCGGGUGUUGCUCAGUUGAGUGCUGGCGGGGAAGCUAGUUCCCAUGCUGCUUGGAGCUCAGGUGUUGGCGUUGCGGGUGGUAAUGCAAUACAAGUAGAAGAGGAAGGACGAGGAGCAACAAGAGAAGGAGCAGGAGCAGUAGGAGGAGGAGGAGGAGGAGGAGGAGGAGGAGGAGGAGGAGGAGGAGGAGGAGGAGGAGGAGGAGGAGGAGGAGGAGGAGCAGGAGCAGGAGUAGGAGGAGAGGUUGUGAACGAGGAGCGUAGAAGUGACGAAGACAAAUGUCUGUCUGGGCUAGACCUCAUAGCAGCAGAGGCAGCGGAGGUGCUUGCAGUGAGGCUGCUUGUAUCGGGUAUGCAGCCCGAGCGGGCGGCAAGCCCGUCUUUAGCGGCGCUAGUAGAAGCAGCGAUGCUGCCUUGUAGGGGGGACAGCAGGGCAGGAGACAGGGAGACUAGCGGGAGGGAGGAUUUAGAAAGGGAGGAUAUAGGGUUGGCGCAUAUAGGUAGGGUGGAUACAGCAGAAGGUGUGGGUGGGGGGUGUGGCGCGAGUCAGGGCGCAAUGCAGCAUGAGGAGAGGCCGAGGGGUGAGGUGGGGCGAGCAGUGGGGUGGGAUAUGGAGAAGGCUGCUGGGCUGGGGCAGGCGGAGUGGGAUUCAGAGACAGCGGGCACAGAGAGGCAUGCAGGGGCGGUGCAGGAGUUGGGGGAGAGAGGGGUUGGGGUUUUGGAGACAGGGGUUGGUUGGCAUGGAUUGCAGGUGUGGUUCGAAGGAGGGUCACAUGGAAGGUUGCAAGGGGAAGGGUUACAGCAAGGGCGGUUACAACAGGAAGAGUUACAACCAGAAGGGUUGCAACAGAAAGGGUUACAAGGGGAAGGGUUGCAAAAGGAAGGGCCAGCACAAGGGAAGGCGUUGCAGGAGGCGUUGCAGGAGGCGUGGAGGCCGAAGCCGAGGAUAGUGGACUUGAACGAGCCGUGGCGAGAGGAGGACGAGGAGGAGGCUGAGGUGGUGGUGGGAGAGGCGGUGGAGAGUGCAGCAACGGACCGAACUUCCCCCUCGCAUGCAGCAGUGCUCCCAGCAGCGGUAGCUACAGCUGUUACAGCGGCUAAAGCUGUUGCAGCUGCCACGGUUGCUACAGCCCCGGUGCCUCACGGGGCACCAUUGCUGCCAGCAGCAGCGGCUCUUGCGCCUGCAGCAGCCAGCGCACGUGCUGCGGAGCUAGAGGCCGCUCACCCACGCCCAGCAGCCGCCACAGCGCCUGCUGACAGCCCACGUGCCGGGGAAUCUGAGCCUUCGCCCCCACAGCCAACAGCCGUCACGGUGGUGCCUGCAGCUGGUGCAGGCUGUGAGGCGGCUUCGAGUGCUCCUCCCGCGUCACUGGCAGCAGCCGCGGUAGCAGCACCACUUCUACCUCACGCUGCACGUCUGCACCUGGUGGGGGCGGAUGAGCAGGAGUGCGCGGGUCCCAGCGCCCCUCUCCUGGUGUCGUGCAGCUCUGCAGGCGCAGGCCCGGAUGAUGAUGGCCUUCAUAGUGCAGGCAUGCGGGAGAAGGGGGGAGUUACGGAGAAGCAGUGGCGGGCGGAGGGGUUGUGGGGCGCAGGAGAGGAGAAGGAGAGGAAUGUGAUGAAAGGGGAGGGGGGUGGGAGGGCAGGGGGUGGGGAGAAGGGUGGGGAGAUGGGAAGAGGGGGUGGGGAAGACGGGGAGAGGGGGAAGGAAGAGGAGGAGUGUGCUGCGGUUGAGGCUACGAGGAGCAGGGCAGCAACGUUGGAGUCGGUGGUUGGGCCGCGGACAGCAGAAACGCAGGAUAUGGGCACAGCAAAGGCAGGGGCAGCAAAGGCAGAGGCAGUGCAAGCAGGGGCAGGGGUUGAUGCAGAGGCAACCGCUCUGUUGGGGGUGGUGGCGGGGGUGGCUGCGGCACGUGAGGCUGAGCGAAGUGAGGUGAAGGCAGAGAUUGGAGAGAUGGGGGCGAUAGGGGCCAAGGGAGCGCAGGGGGGGAAUGGGACGGAGGAGGAGGAGGUGAAGGAGGGGAAGGGAGGUGCAGGUGAGAGGGUAGUGGUUGAGCAGGAGGGUGGGGCGAAGGCCGACGUGGUUAAAUGGGAGGAAGGAACGGCCAAGUCGGAGAGUGGGAUGAUUAGGGAUGGGAGGAUGGGAGAGGGGAGGAUGGGAAAGGCAAGGAUGAAAGAGGAGGCAGUGGAGGAGGAGGUGAGGGGUGAGAGAGGAGAGGGAGCGGUGAGAGAAGAGGGGAUGGUGAGGGAGGGUGGUAUAGCGAGAGAAGAGGGUAUGGAGAGGGAGGAGGGCUUGGUGUGUUGGAACGAUGAUGCGCUGUCAGAUGUGAGUGAGGAUGCUGAUGCCGAAGCUAAUGCCGAAGCUGUUGCCGAAGCUGAUGCCGAAGCUGAUGGCAUGGGCGCUGGAGGCUCUGCUGCUGCACUCAGGGAGGGCAGGUUCGGUGAGGAGAGGAGGCGUGAUGGUGGUGCUGUUGGGGAGGGUGUGGAGGAGCAUGGCAAGAGUGGGCCUGAGACCUCCAAAGAAUAUCCUAUGCGCCCAGCCUCACCUCAACCUCAACCUCAAGCUGAACCUGAGUUUGAACCUGAAGUGGGCCUACAGAGUGAUUCCUCCAAUGCUCACGGUCGACUCAAGCCCACAUUCUCUGAUGUCACCGAACCUGAUACUUCUGAACCUGCAGUCUCCGAGCCUAGCUUUGAGGCUCCCCAGAAGGGGCCUCAUGCCUCCGAACCUGACACGACGGAAGUGGGUGGUUCCGAAGCUGCUGCUGCAACCGAAACUAUGGAAAUGGAUGCUCUGUUAUUGAGCCGACUCAAGCCUGCACUCUCUGAUGUCACCGAACCUGAUGCUGCCGAGCCUGAUGGUUCCGAACCUGACGCUAUGGAUGAGAUUUCUCCUCUUCAUGUGCUCCCAGACUUGGAGGCAGCUUCGGCUCCAGGUUCGGCUGCAUCUGCUCUAGGUUCGGCAAGCAAGGGGCUUUCAUCCCCAGGUUCAACAAGUAAGGCCUCUUUGACUCCAGGUUCGGCAACCAGGCCUAGCCAAAAGGUUCGGAGGGAGCAGGAUCAGGAGCGGAGGGAGCAUCAGGAGAUAACGGGGGAGGAGAGUAAAGGAGAGCUGGUUCCGGGUAAGAGAAAGGGAGGAGAGGAGAAGGGUGGGGAGAGAGAAGGGAGAGAAAAGGGGCGUGAUAGUGGAAGUGAGGAAGGGAAAGGGAAGGUUAAGAAGGAAGAGAAGAGAGAAGGGGAGAGAAGGAAGGAAGGGGAGAGAGAGGGGUACAGGAAGGAACGAGUCCACAGAAGGAACUCGAGUUCGUCUUUUGAUGUAGGGCGGGAGAAGGGAGAGGAGGGCAGGAGGGAAAAGGGGGAGGGGAGGAGGGAAAAGGGAGAGGAAGGGAAACGAGAGAAAAAAGAAGAGAGCAGGAGAGGCAAGGGAGAGGACAGCAAGAGAGAGAAGGGGGAAGAGAGCAAGAGGGGUAAGGGGGAGGAGGGGAAGAAAGAUGAGAAGAAGAGAGCUGAGAGUGUGGACAGGCGGGCAGGGAGUGAGAGAAGGGAGGGGAGCGAGAGGAGGGAGGGGAGCGAGAGGAGGGAGGGGAGCGAGAGGAGGGAGGGGAGCGAGAGGAGGGAAGGGAGUGAAAGGAGGGAGGGGAAUGAGCGGAGGGAAGGGAGUGAGAGGAGGGAAGCAAGUGAGAGGAGGGAAGGGAGUGAGAGGAGGGAAGGGAGCAGACGGGCCGUGGAGAAGGGGAGGGGGCGGAUGAGCAGUGUGGAAGGGGAGGAGGACAGUGAGGAGGGCGGGAUUGGUAGGGGGAGCAGGGAGGAGCGAGGGGGGGUAGGAGGGAGAGAAGUGAGGGAGGGAUCGAGCGGGUGGGAGAGGGAGAGAGAGAAGGAGAGGGAAAGGGAAAGCAAUUCGGGAGGACGUGGAUUGUGGAGGGAGGGAGAGGAGAGAACGAGAGAGGGGAGGGAAGGUAGGGAGGCAGGAGAUUGGAGAGAGGGAAGAGAAGGUAGAGAGGGAAGAGAGGGGAGAGAAGGGAUGGAAGGGAGGGAAGCCAGGGAGUGGAGGGAGGCCAGGGAGGAGUGGGAUGGAAGGGAUGGGAGAGAUGCAAGAGAAAGCGGCCGAGACAGAGACAGCGCCAGAGAAGGCAGGGAGGGGAGAGAAGGGCGGGAAGGCCGGGAAGGGAGGCGCGAAACAGGGUUCAGCGAUUGGCCGCUAGACCCGCCUCUGGAUCCCGACGGCUUCCCCCUCCCCAUCGACCCCAUGCUGCUCCCCCGCUCUGCUGCCUCCGCUGCCGCCGCCGCUGCUUCUGCUUCGUGGCGAGACGGCCCCAGUCCCAGGCUGUCAGGAGGAGGUGCAGGAGGGGGCAUGCGCAGGAGCCCCGACAGGGAGUUUUUCCUGGGGCCGGGAGGGGUAGGGGGGGCAGGGGGCGGGUGGGGCGCUGGGGGGCUUCACCCUCCCCCCCGCGGCCUUCCCCCCGGGCCAGGCAGGGCGUUUGGGGGAGCAGUGGGGGGGCCUAUGAGCCCCGCUGUCAUGGCUGCCGCUGCUGCUGCUGCCGCUGCUGCUGGGAUGCCUGCAGGGUGGAUUGGACCGCCAAUGGGGCCACGACACCUGGCGGCGCGCCGUGCUUCUGCUGCUGCUGCAGCUGCGGUGGCGGCUGGCGGGAUGGGGAUGAGGGGAGGGCCGUUGGGGGGAAUGGGAGGGGGGAGAGGGGGCGCUGGAGGGAUGGAGGAGCUAGUGGAGUUGCACAGGAGAGGGGGGGAGCAUGUGGGAGGGGGAGGGCCCAUCCGGGGGAGGCACAGCCUGCGGGAAGCUGCCGCGCUACGCCGCCCGGAGCAUCUAGCGGCAGCUGGGUUUGGAAGAGGCGGCAUGCAUGAGGUUUGGCGGAGGGACGGGUGGAGGGAGGCAGGCAUGAGGGGGGGUGGGGGGAGAGGCAGUGACGGGGGAAGGGCGGAGGGGAGGAGGGAUUCGGAUGGGGGAAGGAUGGGGUGGGACGAGCCUGGAGGCAAGGAGAAUGGGGUGAUGGGGGGAGGGGAUAGAGGGGGGCUUGGUCCCCCCACACCUUCUGGGGGAGGCCCAGGGGGAAGGGGGGGGAUGGGGGGGUUUCAGGCGGAGGGGAAGGGGAGAGGGGGGUUUCACCCAUCGCCUGGAGCAGGGGAGGGGGAGUGGGGGGCGAUGGGGAGCGGAGGGGAAGCAAGGGGAGGGGGAGAGAGGGGGGAGAGGGGAGGGGCGACAGGAGGGAGGCCUGGGGGAGGGGGCAGUGAGUGGGGCUCGCCUGUAGGAGCAGGAUCGAGUGGGCGGAAGCAGCAAGCAAGCGGAGAGGGAGGGGGAGGAGGCAGUGGGGGAAAGGAGAUGUUACGAUCUGCUAACGGGCACCGCCGGUAG